CGCCAAGCCUAUUUCCUAUUCUGUGGAACAUCAUCAAACCCCUGCUGACUCAGAGGACCAUGGGCAAAGUGCACAUAUUUGGACGAAGUGGCUGGAAGGAGCUGCUGGCGAGUCGCAUGAAUGUUGAGCGGCUUCCUGUACGUUGGGGUGGCAAGCUGAGGGGGCCGGACGGUGAUGAAUGCUGCACAGACUUGAUCUGCCCAGGUGGUGUCAUCCCCGACAAGUACCGGCGAAAGGGGUCCGAAGCCGUGGGUGCCGAGUCGCGCACCGUCGGAGCUGGCAGCAGCUGGACUCUGCCGGUAUCCGUGGCGCGAGCAGGCUCAGAGCUGCGAUGGGAUUUCUGCACGUCGUCCGGAGACCUGAAGUUCACCGUGCGAUUCAGGCCGAACAAUGGAGCCAGGGACGCGGACGAGUCACGUGACCUGGUGCCUCCCACGAUAAUCCCGUGCUCUCGCCAUGAGCCGCAUAGCGGUAGCCUCCAUUGCCAGGAGCCUGGAACGUAUGAGCUCGUGUUCGACAACUCGCACAGCUGGCUGACGCGCAAGGAAGUGAGCUACAGCGUGAAGCUGCUGUCUCCACCGACGGGAACUGACGGACGAUGAUGCAGAAUAGACCAGUGAAGCGGCAGCGCGUCGCGGUUAUUGCCGAAUUCCAUUGGGAGACACAGGAGCACUCAAAAGCACGCUGAAAGUGCUCUAUUCAGAGCCGGCGUGUUUCAGCGGUCGAAGAGGAGUAGAAGCAAUGCCAUCCAGGGGUCAGAGGGAGAGCGCUUUUGCUGCACCGAGAGCAUCCAGGAGCAGUUUGUAGUGCUAUCCUUUAAAAGCGGAGUAGGCGCAGUCCACGAGUCACGUGGCUCGAUUUUUCAUCAGCCAAUGAGCUCGGAGGCAAUGGUAGCAACCUUCUGUAGCAUGACCAUGGUCCCUAUAAUAUACUAGGGACUCUAGUUUGACACCGCUGUUCUCGCUUGCUGGAUUCCGUGCCCACCGGUUGUGCCCUCGCGAUCUCCGGUGUCAGCGUAGCUCUGGCCGACUGGGCUCGCCCUACGUCACCUCCUGCCACCGACGACCUUCGACGACAGUGUAGCUCUGACCGACUGUACUUGCUCUACGCCAUCUACUGAUGCCGACAAGAGCUCUCGCAAGUGGUGCCCCGUGCUCGGACUCUUGUGACCAUGUUUCCAUCUUUCCUAUCUCUCCCAUCCCCUCAGUUUGUUGACGCUCCUUCUGGCUUACCACCUCUCGCCCUGUUCGCCUUAUUAGUGUGCCAGUAUUCUAAGGACCCUAGUAUUCGUGCAGUUUCUGUGGGUGGCGAAGGCGACGGAUAGGGAGAGCACUCAGCUACGUUCUCUGGAUGCGUCGUUGCAUAAAUGAACUAUAUUUAAGUGCAAAGUGGGAUAAUGGUGAAACUGUGACUGACAGAUCUUGACCGUAUUUCGCGGCCGUACUGCAGAGAACGUCUGUGUUUCGAAUGAUUUGGUCGCAUGGUAUAUUUCCUCCCACUCGUCACCGUCUCACCUGCUCUCCGGAAGCGUGCCGCAUUCCUGUGACUGGUAGAGUGGCCGUGCUCUCAGUGUUCUGCCCCCAACUUUUGCCGUCCCUACCCCUCUACUGUUUUCUCAAAAGAAUUCGCCCUAUGAGCGACGAGGUCGCUAAGGUCGAUGUAGGUACUGUAUAUUGUUCCGUAGGGAGCGUACGCAGUAACUGCCAGUUUACAUAUGGGAAGGUGUGCGCAGGGCCCUCCAUUGUAGAAGGGGGGCAACGUUCUGCCGCAGCCUUCCCUUCCCCCCCCCCCCCUCGAGUGGUAUAUAGCCAGGAAUAGAACUCUGGGCCCGUGCCCCUCCCCCCACACUUCGGGUAAUUUUUUCAUUUUUUUUUGCCAUUGCACACAGAGCAUAAAAUGGCACUGGAUCAUAUCUGCCCUUGCUUAGUCCCUCCCCUUCAGAUAAAUGUGGUCCCCCUGCCACCGAAAACCUGUCUCCCUACGCCUGUCCCCCUCCCCCCUUUUUUUGGUUACUAUCAACAACAAAAAAGAACAAGCUUCACAGUUUAUGCGUACUUCUCGUAACGACCUACCCUUGGUCCUCGGCUUUCCUGGCGUAAUUAAAUGAUUCUUGUAAUGAAA
Molecule: messenger RNA, 2121 nt
Organism: Rhipicephalus microplus (southern cattle tick)
Lineage: Eukaryota; Metazoa; Arthropoda; Arachnida; Ixodida; Ixodidae
Product: SEC14-like protein 2
Cellular component (GO): cytoplasm
Source: RefSeq, a predicted model, not a curated record